Messenger RNA from Cyclopterus lumpus (lumpfish), 1466 nucleotides. Its product is annotated as probable G-protein coupled receptor 160. The transcript has 2 exons. Gene Ontology annotation, cellular component: plasma membrane; signaling receptor complex. The record is from RefSeq and is a predicted model, not a curated record. Bases 286 to 1320 code for a protein of 344 amino acids. Lineage: Eukaryota; Metazoa; Chordata; Actinopteri; Perciformes; Cyclopteridae.
UCGUGAGACUGUCUGCGUGUGUGAAAACAAACAAUGUGCUGUUGUAAAAAAAGAAUCGCCCCCCCCCCUCUCUCUCUCUCUCUCUAUCAGGUUAUGAAAAUAAAUAUAGGGACUGAGUGUUGGUUUGGAACAAACACCAGCUGAACAUUGGAUCUGCAGAGCGGUUUUCUCUUCCUGGACCCCGACAUGCCCAACAAAAGCCUUUCCUGGAGCAUCUCCGCGCUGAACUGAGCCCCGUCAGCUCAAACGUUGACAGCGUAUCAAAGACCGAACCCCUUUCUCAGAAUGCUGGCCAUUUUAGCGCAAAAGGAUGAGACGUCUGGCUGCCACACAGACAACGUAAACGAGUAUCUGGUACUUGUGGUUCUCAAGCUGGGCCUGGACGUGACGGUCCUCUACAUGUGCUGCCGGAAAUGGUAUACCUCCUUUUUAAACAUGUGCAGUCUGUACAUGGUCCUGGCCGACUUUGUGAUGGUGCUUUUUUUUUCAAGCGUGUUAUUUCUCGAGCCUGAGCGGUAUCUUGGUUCACUCUGCUUCAUCUUGGCCCAUGCCUCUACGACGUAUGAAGCGCUGCCGCUGCCCAUGAUGUGCCUGGGUUUAUUGGACUACUGUUUAGAAGGUACCUGCCUCGGCAAACAGAGCAACUACUCCAAAUUCUUAAGGCACACAGCCUUGGCAUUGCUGGUGUGGAUCCUAGCCCUAAUUUACUCCAUUGGGUCCGUCAAAGCUAAUUUGAUUGAAAUGGAUUUACCGGAUGGGCUAUCUGCUCUAGUGUGUAAAGUACCGGAGUCCACACUGAUUUCCUACUUCACUGUGGGGCUUUUCUUAGCAGUAGUUUGCACAAUGCUGCCCUUUUGGUCCACGAUUCCCCAGUGGGUGAGAGAAGCCGAUCGGAUAUAUGCAAGGAUGGAAGAACCAGAGAACCACAGCGACUUGUUGUCCAACCCAACUAACUGCAUGGAGACAAACGGCAUCGAGGAGAAGUCACUGGAGGAGAUCGUCUGUCCGUGCCCACCUCUAUGGUUCAGCAUAAUACUGGCCUUCAGCCUAUUUUGGAUGCCUUAUCUUACGGUGUCUGUGGUCUGCAUAGUGCUCGGCUUUGGAGUACCGGCCUACAUCACUGUUAAUCUUCUGUGGUUGGAGUGCACCGUCAGUUUACUGAUGGGUGUGGUGUUUUGGGCAUAUAGCGACACACAAGAACCAUAUAGGCUCCCAGAUAACAUCUGCAUGUGGCCCAUUUACUGGCAUUUGAGCAAAGGGACAGGACAGCAGCCAUUCAACCCGUCACACGAGAAGAAGCACACUCUCCUCUGUGUGUAAUAGAGAAAGAGGUCCACAAUAAAACUUGAGACGCGGCAGACUCGACAGCCAACGAGAACCAUGAUGUGAGAAAGUGAGUAAAGACUUGAGCUGGCAACUAUGAACGGUUCACCUUUUUAAAAGUUGGGUUUGCUGCUUACACUGAA